Molecule: messenger RNA, 637 nt
Organism: Chiloscyllium plagiosum (whitespotted bambooshark)
Lineage: Eukaryota; Metazoa; Chordata; Chondrichthyes; Orectolobiformes; Hemiscylliidae
Source: RefSeq, a predicted model, not a curated record
GCGACAAUGUGAGGGAACCGAGUCGGUGAAGAUGGCGAUGGCGGAGCGACGGGAGGUCCCCCUGAUGGGAGGCUUCAUCCUCGCUUGUUCAUUCUUUUUGGGAGACGUGGAAUGUUCCGGAAUGGCUGCCUGCCAUGGGAGGCUGGAGCCACACAAAGAGCAACGUGGAGUUAUCUACAGCCCCUCCUGGCCCAUGAAUUAUCCUCCAUCCAUGAAUUGCAGCUGGUACAUCCAAGGGGACUAUGGAGACCUCAUAACCAUAAGCUUUCAGAAUUUUGACCUAGAGAAUUCUCACAAAUGUACGGUGGACUGGCUGAUGGUUGGACCAACCCCGAAGCGAGAGGAGUACAGAAUGUGUGGCUCAUACACCCCCCAACCCUUCAUCUCCACCAGAGACCAUGCGUGGAUCUUCUUUCAUUCCGAUCCAACUAGCUCAGGGCGCUCUCGGGGAUUCCGAUUGUCCUAUAUCCGAGGGAGCCUGACUCAGAGACGGACACCGAGACCGAGCGGCCAGUUGGUGAAACUUCGCGGAUCACAACAGAUGCCUUGAUGUUAGAAAACUCAGUGCCAAAAGCGUCUUCGUCACCCAGCUCCGAUAGUCAGACAGAGCUGCAGACCCCUUGCUUGCUGCACUCUU